CUCCAAUGUCUAUUGACCAAAGUACUGAAGACAAUCUUGAGCUUAUGCGCCAGCCGGACUGGUAUGAUAAUGCGCAAAAGUACUGGACAGCCGUCUCACCUACAGUGAAUGGCAUGCUUGGUGGAUUCGAAACUAUUGAUCCCAUUGACGUCAAGGGAUCAUUAUCUUUUGUGGAUGAGUUUGUCCAUGGUGUACGAGGUGUGAACAAUGUUGUUCGAAAAGAGCCUGUAAUGGAUAGCGGCUAUGCUUGUGAUUGUGGUGCUGGUAUUGGAAGAGUCACAAAAAACUUUUUGUUGAAGGUUCCCUUUCAAAAGGUUGAUUUGGUUGAGCAGGCACCCAACUUUGUUGAGCAAGCCAAAGAAAGCUACCUUGCAAAUGAGAUAGAGUCUGGACGCGUAGGCAAUAUAUUCUGUAUGGGACUUCAAGAUUUUACACCUGAGAAGGGAAAAUACGAUCUUAUUUGGUGUCAAUGGGUAUUGGGUCACUUAACAGAUGAUCACUUGGUGGCAUUCUUCAAGAGAUGUAUCAAAGGGCUCAAGCCCAAUGGCAUGAUUGCUGUCAAGGAGAAUAAUGCGUCCAGGGAAGCUAUAAUUGACGAAGAGGAUAGUAGUGUUACAAGACCCAAUAGUUCAUUGAAACAUUUGUUUAAUGAGGCUGGUUUGUCUGUAAUCAAGGAAGAGGUCCAAAAUGGACUUCCUGCUGGAUUAUUUGCCGUGAGAAUGUAUAUGCUGAAGCCGAAUAGACAAGCCUAGAUAUUUUAUCCAAAUAAAUUAUUCGCCUAAAUAUUACUACAUAUAUAUGAAUAUAUAAAUGUAUGUAAUUCUUCUGGAUGAUAAUUCAUUGCUCUUGAAUAUCACAUCAGAAAUUGAAGCUGACACGGCAUAUUGUAU
Messenger RNA from Phycomyces blakesleeanus NRRL 1555(-), 890 nucleotides. RefSeq lists its product as hypothetical. The transcript is spliced from 5 exons. Gene Ontology annotation, molecular function: N-terminal protein N-methyltransferase activity. Gene Ontology annotation, cellular component: cytoplasm. The record is from RefSeq and is a predicted model, not a curated record. NCBI's taxonomy places the organism in Eukaryota, Fungi, Mucoromycota, Mucoromycetes, Mucorales, Phycomycetaceae. Gene Ontology annotation, biological process: N-terminal protein amino acid methylation. Bases 6 to 752 code for a protein of 248 amino acids.